AUGAGGGUGGAUGGUAGCGCGGAAGUGUCCGCCGGCGGCGAGGCCGGGUCUAAUGUGGAGCGCGGGUCUAAACCUGUGUACAAUGCGAAGCCCGAAGGGGCGAGUGGUUUCAAACCGUUGGCGGCGUUGGUGGAUCACGACGACGGUGUGGCUGCGGACUUGGUGACGAAGGUGGUGGCGAUGUUGCGGUAUUUUGAGAAGUUGGGACAUUACCACGCGGAAACCGACCCGUUGAGUGUGUGUGAUCGAGGGUACCCGCACACGUCGGUGAUGCGAGAUCGGAACCGGAAGCAGUGCGAGAACACGUUCGAGAGUUUCGGCUUUAACAGAGAGACCGACUGGGAUCAGAAGGUGUCGGUCUCGGUGCCCCAGACGGCGGGUCUGUUGGGCGAGCUGAAGUCUGACACGAGGAGUGAGUGGCAGGGCGUCCAUGUGGCCGAGCUGCCGACCAGCCGGCGUCAAGAGCAGGAGGAAGGAGACGAGACGUGGUCGAUUGGUGAGUUGUACAAGCGCCUCAAGGAGAUCUACUGCGGACACAUAGGCGUAGAGUACCUGCACAUCCAUAACCGAGAGAAGAUAAACUGGCUACGGUCACAGCUCGAGUUGCCGCGACGCUACUGCUACACACGUGCGCAGAAGUUGUUGAUUUUGGACCGCGUGAUGCGCGCCGUGAUUUUCGAGCAGUUCGCUGCAGCCAAGUUUGGGACAAUCAAACGUUUCGGACUGGACGGCUGCGAGGGGUUCGUCGUGGGGCUGGAGCAGCUGCUCAAGUGCGGCGUUUUGCACGGCGUGGAGUCGGUGGUGGUGUCUAUGGCGCACCGCGGACGGCUGAACACGUUGAUGAACAUUAUGCGCAAGCCCAAGUCACAGGUGUUCAGUGAGUUCAUGGGACACACCGGGUUUGGAGGCGCGGCUUGGGGCAACAGCGGCGACGUCAAGUACCACAUGGGUGCGGAGAUUAUCGUUACCGAUCCCGACGUGCAGAAGGACAUUCUCUACACGUUGCUCCCCAACCCUAGCCACCUCGAGGCUGUGGACCCGGUCUGUCUGGGCACGGCACGUGCUCGCCAGGAUCUCAUUGCGUACGGCAAGGGCACGCGUCACUCACCCGCCACGACUGGCUCGGUCACGGAGGCGCGCGUCGCCCACGAGAUGAGUGUGGCCGGCGCCACUGCGAGUGUGAAGGGCGUUAGUGGUAAGGGCGAGGCGGCGGGUGCUGUGAGUGUGGGGGGCGGUGGGAGCCGCGAGGAUUCGUUCCGUCGUGUGUUGCCUGUGAUAGUGCAUGGCGAUGCUAGCAUUUCGGGUCAGGGCGUCGUGUACGAGACGUGUCAGAUGUCGAACUUGGCAAAGUACAGCGUAGGUGGGACAGUGCACGUGGUGAUCAACAACCAGAUCGGGUUCACCACUGACCCGGGGGACGGUGCGAGCGGAAACUAUUGUACGGAUGUGGCGAAGUGCAUCGAGGCGCCCGUUUUCCAUGUGAACGGCGACGACCCGGAGGCGAUCUCGCGCGUAAUGGAGAUCGCGUUGAUGUACAGGCAGAAGUUCCACUCGGACGUGUUCGUGGACGUGAUCGGUUACCGCCGCAGCGGCCACAAUGAGUUGGACAUGCCCAAGUUUACACAGCCGCUGCUGUAUGACGCCAUCGGCAAGCACGAGAACCUGAUGGACCUUUACUUACGCCAAUUGAUCCACACCGACAAAGUGAUUACACAAGAAGAAGCCAACCAACUGCAGCAGAAGAUCCUGCAGGAGUUCAUCGAGUCCUUUGAGAAGGCAAAGACAUAUAAACCCACGCCCCAUCUCAGGCCCUUCAACCCCGAGUGGAGGACGCAAUGCCUCCCCGACGAAUUUAGCCGGCCCCGAAUCACUGGUGUCAGCCUGAACGAACUGGUUGACAUCGGCACGUGCAUUUCUACCCUCCCCAGUGGCAAGGGACUGCAGCCGCAUUCAACCAUCAAACGUGUGUAUGACCAGAGGCUUCAGUGUAUCAAGUCGGGUAAGGGCAUUGACUUUGGUCUUGCCGAGGCGUUGGCCUUCGCCACCCUAAUAAAAGACGGAGUCCACAUCAGGCUCAUGGGUCAGGACUGCGAAAGAGGCACGUUCAGUCACCGUCACGCGGUGGUUAAGGAUCAGGUGGACCCAAGGCUCGAUUACUUCCCCCUGGAUGCUUACGCACAGUACUUGAAAGGCAACUUACCGAAGGGCCAGAGUAAAGCUGGUGAGACCGGAACAGUUGCGGUAGGGAAUUCUUUGCUGUCUGAGUUCGCGUGUCUGGGAUUUGAGUACGGUUACUCUCUGGAGAGUCCGUUCAUUUUGCCAAUAUGGGAAGCUCAGUUUGGGGACUUUGCCAAUGGAGCGCAGGUUAUCAUAGACCAGUUCCUGGUGUCGGGUGAGGUGAAGUGGAACCAUCCGAGCGGGUUAACUCUGCUAUUACCGCAUGGCUACGAUGGUCAGGGAAGUGAGCAUUCGAGUGGUCGUAUUGAACGUUUUCUCCAGAUGUGUGACGAUCCGGAAGACACCAUUCAUCAAGAGGUAUGGGACAUUAAUCGUCGUAGUGUUGUGCAAAGGCACAAUAUUCAGGUGUGCAAUGUGACCACUCCUGCAAAUUAUUUUCACGUGCUUAGAAGACAGAUACAUCGAGGGUUUAGGAAACCCCUUGUAGUGUUCUCACCGAAGAGGUUGCUCCGUCUCAAGGAGUCAUCGAGCAAUCUGAUGGAUAUGGCGGAAAACACUAGAUUUUCGAGAUACAUAUUUGAUCCAGCCUUCAUCACUCCACAGAUGAAAUACACGUCCGAAAUCGGAGUUAAUCCCAGUGGAAAGGACGCUCAAUCACGUAAGCGUGAGAACGUUAAGAGAUUAAUUUUGUGCUCGGGGCAAGUUUAUUAUGACUUAGUAAAGGCCCGGCAGGAUAGUGGAAUGACAGAUGAAGUAAUGAUAGGCCGCGUGGAACAACUUUCACCCUUCCCAUUCGACCAAAUCGCCGAGGAUAUAACCAGUCUACCGUACUUAAGAUCAAUUGUCUGGUGCCAGGAGGAACCAAUGAACAUGGGUGCCUGGUCAUAUGCGAAGCCCCGCGUAGAGACUUUACUGAAACACCUUGGUCAUCAGAUUUGCACCAUAACCUUCGCAGGCAGAAACGUGUCAGCCGCUCCCGCCACUGGCGACACAAAUAUUCAUAAGAAAGAAUUGCAGCAAAUACUGGAACACUCAAUGAACCUGGAUAAGAACCACAACAGCCAUGUUGCACUGUGA
Gregarina niphandrodes is the source of this 3255-nucleotide messenger RNA. Its product is annotated as 2-oxoglutarate dehydrogenase E1 component. NCBI's taxonomy places the organism in Eukaryota, Apicomplexa, Conoidasida, Eugregarinorida, Gregarinidae. Gene Ontology annotation, biological process: tricarboxylic acid cycle. The record is from RefSeq and is a predicted model, not a curated record. The transcript has a single exon. The coding region runs from base 1 to 3255 and encodes 1084 amino acids. Gene Ontology annotation, molecular function: thiamine pyrophosphate binding; oxoglutarate dehydrogenase (succinyl-transferring) activity. Gene Ontology annotation, cellular component: oxoglutarate dehydrogenase complex; mitochondrion.